CCCGCCUCUUCCUCGUCUUUGUCUCUUCUCUCUCUCUCUCCCCAUCCCCGUCCCCCGCUGCCUUCGCCGCCGCCGCCAUCACCAUGACCAAGAUCAACCUCACUUGGAAUAAGAAGAAUUUCCCCGGUGUGGAGAUCGACACCUCCAACCCCGACCAGGCCUUCGAGCAGCUGCAGAAGACCAUCUGUGACCUGACCAGCGUCGAGCCGGCCAACCAGAAGAUCUUCUUCGCUCGACGCAUGCUUCGCUCUGGCGCGGACCUGACCGCGGCCGGUGGCCUCACCGAGAAUGCCACCGUCAUGCUGGUCGGCACGGCCACCGCCACGCUCAAGGCCAUGGCCGACGCGGCUUCCUCGGCCGCGGCUCGCGCCCCCGAGCAGAGCGAUAGCAUGGAUGUCGCGGCGGACAUCCCCUCCGGCCCGCACCCCCUCAAGAACAUCGGCAACACCUGCUACCUGAAUGCCACCAUCCAGAGCCUGCGCCUGGUGCCGGAGCUCCGGGACGAGCUGCGCAAUGCCAUGGUCACCCCCGGGGCGUCCGGGCGCUUCCCGGUGGCCCAUCAGCUCCAUGGGAUCCUCAGCGCCCAGCCCGGGUCCGACAGCAAUGUCAAGCCGGACCCCCUGGUGCAGGCCCUGCGCCGGGCGCAUCCGCAAUUUGCCCAGGUGGCCUCCGGCGGGGGGCCUUCCUCCGGUGGCAAGUGGGAUGCCUCCAGCAUGGCCAACCUCAGCACGCAGGACCUGGCCGCGGCGCUCAUGCCUCCCCAGUACAUCCACCAGGAUGCCCAGGAAUGCUGGUCGGCCUUGGUGCAGGACGCCGAUCGGGCUACCGGCAAUGCGUCGGCCGUGUCGCGGCUCUUCAACAUUGUGACCACCAUCUCGCGUGGCGAUCCGCAGGACCCCGCCGCCCCGCCCUCCCUGUCGCACGAUGAGGCCUCCAUGCUUGGCUGCCACAUUACCGAGGAGAUCAACAGCCUGGAGGAUAGCAUCCGCGCAGGGCUGGCCUCGACCGCGGCCAGUCGCGAUCAGCCCUCGGCCGCGACCGAGCCCGGCCCCGCCGGUGUGGCUUCCCCCCCCAAGACCACGGCCCUCUUCUCCCGGCUCCCGCGCUACCUGUGCGUGCACUUUGCGCGGUUCUACUGGAAGCAGGAGGCCAAUAUGAAGACCAAGAUCCUGCGGAAAGUUACCUUCCCUCUGCACUUGGACUUGCACAUGCUCUGCACGGAGGAGCUGCGCGAGCGCCAGUCCGUGGUUCGCCGCUUCCGCGACCAGAAGUCCGAGUCGAGCAUGGGCCUGGCCCCGGUGCGCCUGGCGGGCGAGGCCCCGGCCGACAAGGCAGCCGACAGCGACACCCCCAUGGCCACCUCCCCUCGCGAGGGGGAGGAUGCCCAGCAGGAUGCCGCCUCGGCCACUGAGCCGAUUUUCCUCGACGAGCAUGGGACUCCCGACCCCUACGCCUGCCCCACUGGCCGGUACGAGCUGAAGGCGGUGGUGGCGCACACCGGUCGCUUCGCCGACCAGGGCCAUUACAUCGCGUAUGUCCGGCUGCCGGAGCUCCAGUCGAAUGGGGGUCCGAAUGAUGCCAAGACCCGCCGGCGCGGGCCCUCCCUCAUGGGCAGCAAGGGCGACGGCUGGUGGCGGUGUGAUGAUGACACCAUCCGCCCGGCCGACCCGAAUGAGAUCGCUCGGUUGGAUGGCGGUGGCGAUUGGCCCAUCGCCUACCUGUGCCUGUAUGCCGCACGUGAGGAUGCUUAAUCGGCCUUCCCCCUCCGGACUUCCGGUGGCCCGUGCACGAGUGCCCUGGCAUUGCUGCUCCAUUUUUCCUGUCUCCUGUGAGAGUGAGUCCAUAUGUGUGUGCCUGUCUCCCAUCUCCUUUGCCUUCUUCGAUGGACAAGCCCCGGCAUAAUUGAUCUCGAGGGCAGG
This is a messenger RNA of Fonticula alba, 1919 nucleotides long. RefSeq lists its product as hypothetical. Bases 84 to 1751 code for a protein of 555 amino acids. The record is from RefSeq and is a predicted model, not a curated record. The transcript is spliced from 7 exons. Gene Ontology annotation, biological process: regulation of proteasomal protein catabolic process; proteasome-mediated ubiquitin-dependent protein catabolic process; protein deubiquitination. NCBI's taxonomy places the organism in Eukaryota, Rotosphaerida, Fonticulaceae. Gene Ontology annotation, molecular function: cysteine-type deubiquitinase activity; proteasome binding.